This is a messenger RNA of Musa acuminata subsp. malaccensis (wild Malaysian banana), 2948 nucleotides long. RefSeq names its product dynamin-related protein 3B. Gene Ontology annotation, cellular component: cytoplasm; membrane; microtubule. Lineage: Eukaryota; Viridiplantae; Streptophyta; Magnoliopsida; Zingiberales; Musaceae. The record is from RefSeq and is a predicted model, not a curated record. Gene Ontology annotation, molecular function: GTP binding; microtubule binding; GTPase activity.
CACCUGUGUCUCUCGUCUCUUCGGAGGGAUACCACUUUGCGAGAUUUCUCCGCCUCUUUCUCUCGUCUCUUCGCAGUGCCAUCUCGAGAACCGCUCCCCAAUCGCGCCUGAUCGCUUAGGGUUUUUCCCAAAACCCCCUCGUUUCGAUAUGCCCAAGCCCUCGACCCGAGCGGCGGAGCACGAUCGGAUGACGGACAGCGCCGCCCCGACCAGCCCGGCCCCGGCCCCGGGCGUGGGGCCGAUCGGGCACAGCGUGAUCCCGAUCGUGAACAAGCUUCAGGACAUCUUCGCCCAACUUGGGAGCUCCUCCACCAUGGACCUCCCCCAGGUGGCUGUUGUCGGAAGCCAGAGCAGCGGCAAGUCCAGCGUCCUCGAGGCCCUUGUCGGCCGCGACUUCCUUCCCCGGGGCACCGACAUCUGCACCCGGAGACCGCUGGUGCUGCAGUUAAUUCACCUGCCGCGGCGGUCGGAGGACGGCGGUGCGGAGUGGGGGGAGUUCCGCCACCUGGAAGGCCAGAGGUUCUAUGACUUCUCGGAGAUCCGCCGCGAGAUCCAGGCUGAAACAGAUAGAGAAGCAGGAAAAAACAAGGGUGUUUCAUAUAAUCAAAUUUGUUUGAAGAUUUUUUCUCCUAAUGUUCUGAACAUCACUCUUGUUGACUUGCCUGGAAUAACUAAAGUGCCAGUUGGUGACCAGCCAAGAGAUAUUGAAGCCAGUAUUAGAACGAUGAUUUUGUCAUACAUAAAGCAUAAGAGUUGCAUUAUUUUAGCAGUUUCACCAGCGAAUGCAGAUUUGGCAAAUUCUGAUGCACUUCAAAUGGCUAGAAUUGCUGAUCCAGAUGGUUCUCGAACAAUUGGUGUUAUUACUAAGUUGGAUAUAAUGGAUAGAGGUACUGAUGCACGUAACUUUCUACUGGGGAAGGUGAUUCCAUUGAAACUUGGAUAUGUGGGAGUAGUCAACCGUAGUCAAGAGGACAUUGACAACAACCGUAGUAUCAUAGAUGCAUUGGCUUCUGAAGAGCGUUUCUUCCGCAAUCAGCCCGCAUAUCAGGAUCUUUCUCAUUGUUGUGGGGUCCCUCAGUUAGCUAAGAAAUUGAAUCAGAUUUUAGUACAACAUAUCAUGAAUGUCCUUCCAGGGCUGAAGUCUUGUAUAAAUGCUCAACUGGUGGCUGUGGCUAAGGAGUAUGCUGCCUAUGGUGACGUAGUAGAAUCAAAGGAUGGAAAGGGAGUUUUACUACUGAACAUUCUUGCCAAGUAUUGUGAAGCUUUUUCUUCCAUGGUGGAAGGCAAAAAUGAACUAUCAACGGCUGAGCUUUGUGGCGGAGCACGAAUUCAUUACAUCUUCCAAUCAAUCUUUGUUAAUAGUUUGGAGGAAAUUGAUCCUUGUGAGGAUAUAACCGAUGAGGAUAUCCGCUUGGCUAUUCAAAAUGCUACCGGUCCAAAAAGUGCUUUAUUUGUACCAGAGGUGCCCUUCGAAGUUUUGGUGCGAAGGCAGAUAAGUCGUUUGCUAGAUCCAAGCCUGCAGUGUGCAAAAUUCAUUUAUGAUGAGUUAAUAAAGAUGAGUCACCAUUGCCUAGCUAGUGAACUACAGCGUUAUCCUGUCCUCCGGAGGAAAAUGGAUGAGGUGACUAGUGAUUUCUUGAGGGAUGGCCUUCAUCCUGCUGAGACAAUGAUAACUCAUAUUAUUGAGAUGGAGAUGGAUUAUAUAAACACUUCGCACCCAAAUUUUAUCGGCGGAAGUAAGGCUGUAGAAGUUGCCCAGCAGCAAGUAAAAUCUUCCAGGCCAGCAGUAUCAGUGUCUAAACCUAAGGAUGGAAUCGAUCCUGAUAAACUACAAGCAUCUGAAAAGAGUUUAAAGUCACGAGGCAUCUUCUCCAGAUCUGUUGCAAAUGGAGUUAUUUCUGAUCACCUUCAGGGUGUUCGUCCUGCUGUGGACUCCGAGAAACCAGGUUCAACUGGUGCCACUGGAUCAAGUUGGGGUAUCUCAUCAAUUUUUGGUGCUAGCGAGGACCGUCCGUCUGCAAAACAAAAUUCAAUGAAUAAGUCCUAUAAUGCACCUGUUCAAACAUUAGAGCAUUCAUUCUCAAUGAUCCAAUUGAGAGAGCCACCAAUCGUCUUGAAACCCUCAGAGAAUCAGACAGAACGAGAGGCUUUGGAGAUAGCAAUAACAAAGUUAUUACUGAAAUCAUAUUAUGACAUUGUGAGGAAAAAUAUUGAGGACUCUGUUCCGAAGGCUAUUAUGCACUUUCUGGUUAAUCACACAAAGCGAGAGCUGCAUAAUGUAUUUAUCAUGCAACUUUACAGCGACGGCAAAUUUGAUGAGAUGCUGAAGGAACCUGAUGACAUUACUGCCAAAAGGAAGCGUCUGUCUGAAACACUCAGGGUUUUGCAACAGGCCCACAAGACACUGGACAAUAUACCACUUGAAGCUGAAAAUGUUGAGAAGGGAUAUAGUCUGGAAUCCAACCGGGCCUCCAAAAAUUAAUGAACUUCCUCCUUUCUAUGCAACCGCCAAUGACUUAGGCUCAUCAUAUGCACUUCUCCCAGGAAUACUAGAUCUAGGAGGUCGGCUCAUUCAGGGGAGCAACCUUCACCAUUAUAUUGUCAACUCUGUGGCCAAUGGAUUGGGAUCCUAUCCUUCUUCAGUCAAUGGAUGAAGUUUCCCGGAUAGCAUAGUUAUUUUGUGACAGAUUAGAGUAUAAUGCCUAUAGUCGGAUUGUUCCUGGAUCCUAAAUUUUAUUCUCUAGUGCCAGCCUAGUGGCAUCAAGAGUAGCGCAAGUCUGGUUAUUAUUUUUUUUCGUGUAUAGCAUACUUGCGAUUCUUUUUUCAUAAUAAUAUCUUUGUAAAAAUCAGUCCAUUGAAAACAAUAUGGCUGCUGGUGGUCGACCAGUGCCAGGUUGUGUUUGCUGCCAACAUUUAAUUCAUUUCAGUCACGAUUCUUUUUUCAUAAU